Molecule: messenger RNA, 1307 nt
Organism: Cucumis sativus (cucumber)
Lineage: Eukaryota; Viridiplantae; Streptophyta; Magnoliopsida; Cucurbitales; Cucurbitaceae
Product: galactinol synthase 1
Exons: 3
Coding region: 90-1088 (332 amino acids)
Molecular function (GO): glycosyltransferase activity
Source: RefSeq, a predicted model, not a curated record
AAUCUCUCUCCGAUUUCAACACCCAACAAACAAACACAACCAAUAACAAAUAUUAACCUUCUUUCCCUCGCUUCUUCAGGACUUCAAAAAUGGCUCUUGAACUUCCUGAGAAUAUCCUAACCACUGCUGCAAGUUCGGAGAGGGCGUAUGUGACGUUCUUGGCUGGAAAUGGAGACUACAUAAAAGGGGUGGUCGGCUUGGCCAAAGGGUUGCGGAAGGUGGCCACUGCAUACCCUCUUGUGGUGGCAGUGCUGCCGGACGUUCCGAUGGAACAUCGGAAAAUUUUGAAGGCUCAAGGUUGCAUUAUUCGAGAAAUCGAACCUAUUUAUCCUCCUAAAAACCAAAUCCAAUUCGCCAUGGCGUAUUAUGUGAUCAACUACUCCAAGCUUCGGAUUUGGAACUUUGUGGAGUACAAAAAGAUGAUAUAUUUAGAUGGAGACAUUCAAGUAUACCAAAACAUAGACCAUUUAUUCGAGGAAGAAGAUGGCCAUUUCUACGCCGUAAUGGACUGCUUUUGUGAGAAGACUUGGAGCCACUCCCCACAGUACCAGAUUGGUUACUGCCAGCAAUGCCCAGACCGAGUCAAGUGGCCACCCGCCUCCGGUUCCCCUCCACCACUCUACUUCAAUGCUGGAAUGUUCGUGUUCGAACCGAGUCUUGAAACGUACAAGUCGCUACUGGAGACUCUGCAUGUAACGGCGCCGACUCCGUUUGCUGAGCAGGAUUUCCUAAACAUGUUCUUUGGGAAGGUUUAUAAGCCCAUUUCUGCUACGUAUAAUUUGGUUUUAGCUAUGCUGUGGCGCCAUCCCGAGAAUGUUCCUGAUGUUCAUAAUGUUAAAGUUGUUCAUUACUGUGCUGCUGGAUCGAAACCAUGGAGGUAUACAGGGCAAGAAGCAAACAUGGAAAGAGACGACAUCAAAAUGUUGGUGUCAAAAUGGUGGGACAUUUACAACGACACUUCGCUCGAUUUGAAGGAAGUGGAUAAGGAAGACGAUGAGGCCCAAGUACAAGCACGGCCCAAAUUCUCGAUAUUGGGCUCCAUUACUGAGCCCAAUAUUGCCUAUGUUCCUGCACCUUCGGCUGCUUGAUGAAAUUCAAAACCAUACUAUUUUUAUUUUAUAUCCAAUCUUUUAUGAAAUAUAAACGUAUCAACUAAGAACCAAAACUUCAAUACCCAUUUAUCUUAGAGCUCAUAAGACUCCUAUUGUAUUCCAAAAUGAUGAAAGAAAAAAAAAACCAUAACAAUUAUAAUUCUACGAUAAGAGAAUAUAGGAGUGAAUAAAUAAGAAGUAACCUUCUCUUUUAUA